AUGCUCAUUUGAUCUUUUCUGUGAGGUGUCAACAUGGCUGGAAUGCGGUUUCAGUAUGACGAGUCUGGCUCAACAUUUUUCUACUUUUUAACCAGCUUUCUGGGCCUGGUGCUCCUCCCGUGCACGUUUUACUUCUGGCCUGAUGGCACCAAGGAAGAGGAGAGAGACAACUGUGAAGUAUUCCAGAGAAAACAGGCGAGACUCAAGAAGCCGGAGAAAUGGAAAGGUCUUCGCAAAACCACACAACGAAUACUCAUCAUCAUCGGGUGGGCAUUGAUGGCCAUCCUGGUGUACAAGUUGCAGCAGUUUGACUAUGAAUAUGCCAACUUUGACCCUUAUGACAUCCUAGGGGUCAGCAUGAGUUCCUCCUUAGCCGACAUCAAGAAGGCAUACCGCAAGCAGUCCCUCAUAUACCAUCCUGACAAGCCAACGGGAGAUGAGCGCAAGUUUAUGAGGCUGAACAAAGCAUAUCGAGCCCUGACUGAUGAGGAUGCUAAGAGGAACUUUGACCGCUAUGGCAACCCUGAUGGUCCAGGGGCAAUGCACUUCGGCAUUGCGCUUCCCUCUUGGAUUGUGGAGAAGGAGAACUCUCUGUGGGUGCUUGGCCUCUACGGACUUGUCUUCAUGAUUGCGCUGCCCACCGUGGUUGCCAUCUGGUGGUACCGAUCCUCAAAAUUCUCCAAUGAUCAGGUGCUUCUGGACACAACACAGUUGUACUACUACUUCUUCCACAAGACCCCACACAUGGUGUUCAAACGUGCUCUCAUGGUGCUAGCUGCCUCUCUGGAGUUUGAGAAGGGACAUAACCCGGAGAUUGUGGAAAGACCAACCGACAAUAUAGAACUGCCACAGCUUAUCAAACAACUGCCCAACCUCGGGGAGAAGAACAAGGAGCGGCCGCUGUGCUUUGCAUACUCCAUGAAGGCGCGCUCCCUCCUACAUGCACACCUGUCCCGAAUGAGGCUCCCAGCUGACACUCUUGACCAGGACCGCCUCUACAUUGUCAAGUGCUGCCCCAUACUGAUCCAGGAGAUGGUGACGUGUGUGGCUCAGCUGAUCAUGUUAGCACACGCUGGUCGCAUCUCCCGCCUCCCGUCCCUUGACACCAUAGAGGCCUGCAUGAAGCUGUCCCCUCACAUUGUGCAGGCGCUCUGGGACUCCAAGAACCCACUCCUGCAGCUUCCACAUGUCACUGAGGACUCCCUCAGGCAUUUUGUCAGCAAGCGCCGGCCAGUCAAGACCAUAGAGCAGCUCAUUGCUCUGCCGGCCACUGAGAGGCGCCAUGUGCUGCGCUCCCUGUCUGAGGAGGAGUUCAAUGAGGUGAUGAUUGUGUGCCGCAGGAUGCCCAAGAUUGAGAUGGAGGUCAACUAUGAAGUGGUGGAUGAUGACGACAGUGGAGUGUUCACUGCUGGUGCCAUCGUUACCGUCACUGUCAACCUGCGCAGGCACACCAUGGGGGAGGUGUACGAGCAUAGCCUGCAGGAGGGCGAGCUCACCAAGGUGGAGGGAGGGCAGGAGAAGGAGGAGGAGCCGGCUGCUACCACUGUGGCCAAGAAGUCUGGAUGGAAGCCAAAGACACAGCCAAAGAAAGGAGGGAAGUCUAAGGCCAAAGCUCAGCCACAGAAGAAGAAACAGCAACAGCAGCAACAACAGCAACAGCAGCAGCAGCAUUCCAAUAAGAAGGAAGAAGAGGGUCAAGAGAAGAGUAAGAAACACAAAAUUGCAGGCGGGAGCCAGCAGGUGGAGCGAGUAGAGGCUGUGGUGGAUGAGAAGGGGGAGCAAGUGACUGAUGAUGAUGAGUCUGCCUCACAUUCGGAUGAGUCACAGGCGGAGGAAGCUGAUACAGAGUCCCACAAGGAUGAGAAGCAGGCGAGUGCCCUUGAUGACGACGCUGAGUGGGAGAGGUUCCAGAAGGGCCUGACCAAGAGGGAGAAGGCUUUGGAGGGGAAGUCAAAGAUGUCCCACACUGUGCACUGCCCCUUCUUCCCUGAGGACAAGCAGGAGUAUUGGUGGACCUACGUGUGUGAUAGGAAAAAACAUAUGUUGGUUACUGCACCAUAUCAGAUCACCAACCUCGUAGAUCAAGAAGAGGUCCAGCUCAAGUUCACAGCACCCCCACGACCAGGUAUAUACUCCUACCAAGUCUGCCUUCGGUCUGACUCCUACCUAGGCUUAGACCAAACCCAGGACAUCAAGCUGGAUGUCAAGGAGGCAAGAGAAAUCCCCACAGAACACCCGCAGUGGGAGACUUCCAGCGACGAGGAGGAAGAGGAUGAGAAUGAGGUGGCCAGAGAUGAGGGAGAUGAUUCCGAGUACACUACCGAUGAUGAGGUGACGGAUGAUAGUGGAGAAGAGUGAGCAGGAACAGUAAGGGAAGAUGGAGGAGAUGGAGGUUUUGGGAGUGUGAUCGUUGGAUUUAUACUAAAGAUGAGAUGCGUAUGGGUAAUGAGCAUGUGGAAGUGAGAAAGAGGAGGGAGAGGAAAGUGAGGAGACAGAGGCAUAGAGAUAAUAAACAGGAGCUGGGAAGAGUUACAAAAAAUGUGGAGUUAUGGAAAGAGAGGAAGGAAGGAUGGAUGGAUGGAUGGAUGAAAGCAGGAAAAGCAAAGAAAUGAAAUAAAUAACAGGCGUUGAGAAAGGGGAGAAGGAAAAUUUGAGAGCCAAAGUAUAAGUAUAUUGAGACCAUGUUGUCAUUCCACACACCCAUUUAAUGUACAUCACACUGUCCUUCUUCUGCUGUGGGAAGUGAUGCUCAGGUGCCCACAGUGAGUCAAGAUGUUUACCCAGGAUGGUGUGCAGUGGCUGUAACUUACGGGCAAGAUGUGUGAUGUGAAGUGAUGAUGUGGCACAUUAGAGGCUGUUUUAGGCUAUUAGGAGGACCAGACAGGAGGCCUAGGGUGUGUAUAGGCCUUCCAUCUUUAUCCUCAUGGCUUGGUGUGUUGAAUUAGUCUGCGCCCAUAUGAGAGAGAGAGAAAGAGAUGGACCGGCCAAUCAAAACUUGUCAGGAGAUGGUAUUGUGGAUUACAUUCGCUCAAAGGAAUGGAGUGAGAUGUUUUUAUUCCAGUAGUGUGUUGCUGCUGACUGUCUGGAAGGUUGUUUUUAAGCUAAUUUAUAUACGGGAGAAGGGAUGAAAAGGUGCAUGAAGACUUGGGAGAUGGGUUGAAGAUUAAUUUAAGAUUUUGGAAUACAGAUACAUCUUACUAUAAGGGAUUAGGAGGAGGGUUAUGUAAAAUUUAAACUUUCUGUUAAGGUGUAUAAGAUAUUGGAUUAUGGGAACUGGAAGCUUUCCUGAAAAGUGAAAAAAUAGUGAAAAGUUCCAUAAGAGAAUUUUGUUUUUGGUAUGUCAUACAAAAAAUUGCUUUCUAUUACUGUGUAUAAGAUCCCUAUUUACUGGAAAAAGGGACCUGGAAGCUUUCCUGAAAAAAAAAAAAAUCCAUGAGAGAAAAGUUUUAUUUUCUCAAGUUACUUGGAAAAUAUGGUUUAACAAAUGAAAAGGUAUAAGAAAUAAAGGAGUGAUCUAGCUAACAUAUAAAGAAGAAUAGAGCAAACAAAACAGAAAACAAGCAAGCAACUCUAAAAGGUUUCAUUAAAUAAAGGAAUGAAACUGAAUUUGAGAAUCCUUAGAGAAAGAAAUAAGAGAAAAAAAACCAUUCCAUACUUCAUCAUCCAAGAACACCAGAUUGAAGCAGAAGGGCAUGCAUAAAGUUAC
Molecule: messenger RNA, 3706 nt
Organism: Scylla paramamosain (green mud crab)
Lineage: Eukaryota; Metazoa; Arthropoda; Malacostraca; Decapoda; Portunidae
Gene: Sec63
Product: translocation protein SEC63 homolog
Exons: 14
Coding region: 34-2358 (774 amino acids)
Biological process (GO): SRP-dependent cotranslational protein targeting to membrane; post-translational protein targeting to endoplasmic reticulum membrane
Cellular component (GO): Sec62/Sec63 complex
Molecular function (GO): RNA binding; transmembrane protein transporter activity
Source: RefSeq, a predicted model, not a curated record